CCCAAAUCCACCAGCCAAAAACCUAAACCAUGGGCUACGACUUCACCAUCUACAAAGGCUCUAAAGACGGCUCGAUCCAAAAAUCCACGACCCACCGCGAUGGCCUCCAAAAAGACCAGGUGUACGUCCGCGUAACCCACUCCGGGGUCUGUUUCACAGACGUCCACUACCGACACGCGGACAUGGCCCUAGGCCACGAAGGCGCGGGUGUAGUCGAAGAAACCGGCCCGGAAGUACAAGACCUGAAAAAGGGCGACCGAGUGGGCUGGGGCUACGAACAUGACUGCUGUGGCCGGUGUUCCCGAUGUUUAACGGGGUGGGAGACCUUCUGUCCGGAGCGGAAGAUGUACGCCGCUGCAGAUCUGGACCAGGGAUCGUUUGCCUCACAUGCUAUAUGGCGGGAGUCAUUUCUCUUCAAGAUUCCGGAUGGGAUCAAGAAUGAAGACGCAGCGCCGUUGAUGUGUGGUGGUUCGACUGUUUUCAAUGCCCUGCAUGUGGCGGGGGUGAAACCCACGGCGCGCGUGGGGAUCAUCGGAGUCGGGGGAUUGGGUCAUUUGGCUAUUCAAUUCGCGGCUAAGAUGGGGUGUCAAGUUGUUGUGUUUUCCGGGAGUGAUAACAAGAAAGAUGAAGCCAAGAAGCUAGGCGCUACAGAGUUUUAUGCCACCAAGGGUGUCAAGGAAUUGAAUGUGGAGAAGAAACUCGACAAUCUCAUCGUCACGACUAGUAGUCAGCCGGAUUGGAAUCAGUAUGUCAAUAUUCUGAAUCCUGGGGCUACUAUCUCGCCGUUGUCGGUCGAUUUGGAGGAUUUCAAGUUCCCGUAUAUGCCGCUUUUGGGGAAUGGGUUUAAGGUCUUGGGGUCGAUUGUCUCGGCCAGACAGGUUCAUCGGGAUAUGUUGGACUUCGCGGCUUUUCAUGGUAUUAAGCCGAUUAAUAUGACUUAUCCUAUGAGUAAGGAGGGCAUUGAGGAUUGUUUGAAGACAUUGGAGGAGGGGAAGAUGAGAUAUCGGGGUUUGCUGGUUGCACAGUAGAGUUGAGUGGGGGUGUAUAAUUAGGAGUUGAAUAUGGAUUAUGUGUGUACAUAUGUUAGAGGAACGGAGUCUGUUAAUUUACCUUGAAAGUCGGCUAUUACCCCUGUGUACCGAAGACCUUCGGUACGGUCUCGU
Molecule: messenger RNA, 1163 nt
Organism: Aspergillus caelatus
Lineage: Eukaryota; Fungi; Ascomycota; Eurotiomycetes; Eurotiales; Aspergillaceae
Product: NAD(P)-dependent alcohol dehydrogenase
Exons: 1
Coding region: 30-1028 (332 amino acids)
Biological process (GO): alcohol metabolic process
Molecular function (GO): zinc ion binding; alcohol dehydrogenase (NADP+) activity
Source: RefSeq, a predicted model, not a curated record